Messenger RNA from Cyprinus carpio (common carp), 1164 nucleotides. Its product is annotated as tRNA-splicing ligase complex subunit RTRAF. Gene Ontology annotation, molecular function: RNA binding. Gene Ontology annotation, cellular component: tRNA-splicing ligase complex. Gene Ontology annotation, biological process: tRNA splicing, via endonucleolytic cleavage and ligation. NCBI's taxonomy places the organism in Eukaryota, Metazoa, Chordata, Actinopteri, Cypriniformes, Cyprinidae. The record is from RefSeq and is a predicted model, not a curated record.
AAACACGGACCUUUAUUUUGAAAACCCGAACAUAGAAUAUUCUACUUCCGGUAUCCCCUUGCCAUUUGAAGGCUGUAGCAGGCUGUGGCUUUCCAAGCAAAAUCAUACAUCUGUUAGUUCUUUAAAUAGGUUUUGCAGCUGAAAGGGAUGUUUCGUAGAAAGCUUACAGCUUUGGAAUAUCACAACCCAACUGGAUUUGACUGUAAAGAUGAAACUGAAUUCAGAAAUGUCAUAGUUUGGCUGGAAGAUCAAAAAAUCAGACACUACAAAAUUGAAGACCGAGGAAAUCUCAGGAAUAUUCCCAGCUCGGACUGGCCUAAAUAUUUUGAAAAGUACCUUCAGGAUGUGAACUGUCCAUUCAGCGCUCAGCAAAGACAGGAGACUGUUGACUGGCUGCUGGGUCUUGCUGUUCGUUUUGAGUAUGGAGACAAUGUGGAGAAAUAUCGAAACUGCAAACCUGUAACAGAGGCCAGUGAUGUUCAAAAGUCUGCAGACCCGUUAAUUAAUCUGGACAGUAACAAUCCAGAUUUUAAGGCUGGUGUCUUGGGACUUGCUAAUCUACUCAAAAUCCAGCGACAUGAUGACUAUUUGGUAAUGCUUAAAGCCAUUAGAAUCCUGAUACAGGACCGUCUGACCCCUGAUGCUAUUGCAAAGGCCAGUCAAGCAAAAGAGGGUUUACCAGUCGCUCUUGACAAGCAUAUUUUAGGAUUUGAUACCGGAGACGCAACUCUGAACGAAGCAGCCAGGGUUCUUCGCUUGCUUCACAUCGAGGAGCUCAGAGAGUUACAAACCAAGAUCAACGAGGCCAUCGUAGCAGUUCAGGCCAUCAUCGCCGACCCCAAGACAGAUCACCGCCUCGGAAAGGUGGGCAGAUAAAAACAUCUGCCUGGACCUUGCUGCAGACAUGCUCUGUGAAGUAUGCUUGUUUUCAUUAGCCACACCACAGGUAUUUUGUUUAAAUUUGAGACAUUUUUGUGGGAAUGCCAAACUGGACAGUUUUUUUUCUUCAUCAUUCAUUUGCUUUGCCCUGUAAAUAAAUAAAAAAUAAUAAUAAGUGCAGAUUUAUUACAAAAUGUAAUUUCAUUGUAGCCUUAUGUGGAGACACUAACCAAAUCUGCACUGGACUAUAUGUUUUUGUUGCUUAAUAAACUUUAAUGCAACGCA